AUGCUGUUAGAAUACAGUGUCGAAAAACCUCUCAACCGAGAGCCACCUGUCAAAGAGCUUGUGAAGUCAUUUAUCACCAAAGCGAGCACUGCGUAUGACAGAAAUCAUGGACCUCUUCCCCAUAUCAAUGUCGACAGUCACUAUGUUCGUCUUGAUGGCGCCGUUUCCAAUGUCCUCGAGCUCUCGAUUGCUUCACUCAGAAAUGAUUUUAAACAAUAUGAAGUGAUUUCCGCUCUUCAGUGCGCUGGAAAUCGUCGCCACACAAUGCGCACGGAGCUGAAGGAAGUCGAUGGCAUUGACUGGAACGAUGGUGCCAUGAAUGGCUCUCCACUCAACAUAAAUCACGGUGCACCUGUUCGUAUAGUUAUGCCAGGUAUCCCUGGUGCGCGCUGGACAAAAUGGCUUGAUCGUGUCACAGUCCAGCGCCAGGAAAGCAACAACUUCUAUAUGCAGCAUGACUACAAGAUUCUCCCUCCAUUUAUUGAAACUCGAGCGCAAGCUAAGUCUUACUGGCACUUGGUUCCACCACUUCAAUCAAUGCCAAUCAACUCUGUCAUUGCAUAUCCUGCACGCAACGAAGUCAUUAAACUCGAUAAUCUCAUCAACGGAGAACUUGAAGUAGCUGGAUAUGCCCUCCCUGAUGGUGACAGUGGACCAGUGGUGAAAGUCGAAAUAUCAAUAGACCAGGGCAAGAGUUGGAAGGAAGCAAAAAUCAUGUACCCCGACGCCGCUGAAGUUGCGGAGGACGAUGGAGUGGAUAAAUAUAAAUGGGGUUGGUCAAUUUGGAAGUACCGAAUGAACGCCGAUGAUACAAGGCGUAUAAAGAAGGACACCAAAAUUUGGUCACGAGCGCUUGAUAGAGGUGGAAACCUACAAAAGGGGGAUAUCGAGUGGAACUUGAGAGGAGUAGGUUACAACGGAUAUGGUGAAGUGAAGGGGCUAGAGGUGAUUGAUCACGCCAUCAGUGAAUGUGAAGAACCUACGAGAAGGAUGGCAGAGUUAAGCGUGGGUGCUUAA
Molecule: messenger RNA, 1017 nt
Organism: Morchella sextelata
Lineage: Eukaryota; Fungi; Ascomycota; Pezizomycetes; Pezizales; Morchellaceae
Exons: 5
Coding region: 1-1017 (338 amino acids)
Cellular component (GO): mitochondrion
Molecular function (GO): oxidoreductase activity; molybdenum ion binding
Source: RefSeq, a predicted model, not a curated record